Messenger RNA from Pseudomassariella vexata, 2529 nucleotides. Its product is annotated as WD40-repeat-containing domain protein. The transcript has 2 exons. NCBI's taxonomy places the organism in Eukaryota, Fungi, Ascomycota, Sordariomycetes, Amphisphaeriales, Pseudomassariaceae. Gene Ontology annotation, biological process: DNA repair; DNA-templated DNA replication; mitotic cell cycle. Gene Ontology annotation, molecular function: protein binding; chromatin binding. Gene Ontology annotation, cellular component: nuclear replication fork. The record is from RefSeq and is a predicted model, not a curated record. The coding region runs from base 1 to 2529 and encodes 842 amino acids.
AUGGCCUCAACAGCACCACCUCGCCCUCGAGCAAGACCAGCUCACACCCAGGGCUCGACGCACUGCGCAUAUACACCCAACGGGUUGAAAUUGGUCACCGUGGGGUCAAAUAACACCAUCAGACUCUACAAGAUUGGCUCCAACGACGAACCGAUAAAUAUUGAUGAUUGCCAAGAACAAAAUAUCAGUGUGGACGCCACAGACGACUUCUUCGUCGUGGGAUCCGAAGAUGGCACUGUCAGCUUGUACUCGGUUCCGAAUGCUAGCUUCGAUAGAUUCUUAUGGCGAUGUCCCCUCCCGAUUCGCGAUGUCGCCCUCUCCCCAGAUUCGAAGUGGUGUGCCAUUGCCAGCGACGAGCUCACCGUUAAGUUGGUUCGCAUCGACGACAACACGCAGAUUCGCCACUUGAACGAGCACGGCAAGCCGACAAAACACCUGGCCUUCGAUACCAAGGGAAACACAGUGACGCUCGCGUGCACUGAUGGGGUUCUAUAUGUAUACUCUCUACUAUCAGAUCAACCAGAACUGAUCCGCAAGAUCGACGGUAUCAUUGGCGCGUUGGACAUAGAAUCCGACAUCAGCUCCAUGAUAGCCUGGCACCCUGACGGUAGGGCUUUCGCUGUACCUACUCCGACACGAGAUAUACAGGUUGUCUCCAAGAAUGAUUGGGAGAAGCAACGAACUUUCUCCAAAGGUCACAGUGGGGAUGUAACGGCUUUGGCCUGGUCACCGAACGGGGCAAUGCUGGCAUCUGCGGGCAAGGACAAGAAGAUUCUCCUCUGGGAAACGAAGACGCAGUCGGUGAUUGCGAGGUUGGAUUACGCGAAUGUCAUGCAAAUUUCGUGGCAUCCAACGGAAAACCUGGCAUCCUUCACCAACUCGGAUGGCGAGGUCUACAUUCAUCCAGACUUCGUUCCAGAGCAGUUCUCUCCACUGUUAAAACUGGGAAAGCAACCUGCGCCCUUCAUACAUGAUCCACUCCUGGAGGUAACCAACAACAUUAGGAGACCAGAUGUCAAUGGCGUCAAGCCGGGCGUUACCCGGGCGCAAAGAGAAGGCUCUGUUGAUAGCUUCGACUCGCUGCUAGACGGUCCAGUGGCUGAAGAUGACGACUUCGUUGUCGACGAUGAUGGCGCCGGAUACGUUUUGAAUGCCAAUGGCAAGCGGCCUCAUGCUGGCGACGAUAUUUCGGGUAACGCCGCAAGCAAGCGGCAACAUCUCGAUCCUCAGUAUCAUGAGGCUUUCCAACCGGGCUCGACUCCAUGGCGCGGCAACAGGAAAUAUCUCUGUUUGAACAUGAUUGGAUUCGUCUGGACAGUAGACCAAGAUGGCCACAACACCGUCACCGUCGAAUUUUAUGAUCACGAGUUCCACAGAGACUUCCACUUUACCGACACAUUCUUAUAUGACAAGGCCUGCUUGACGGAAAACGGGACGCUCUUCUCAUGCCCACCCAAGGAUGACACACCCGCCAUAGUCUUCUACCGACCCCACGAGACAUGGACGAACCGUGCAGAGUGGCGAACGCAAUUGCCGGAGGGUGAAGCUGUUCUUGCAAUGUCUCUUAGUGACUCGUUCGUCACUCUCACUACCACAGCUAACUACGCGAGGGUUUAUACUCUCUUCGGUAUCCCUUACAGAGUUUACCGCCCGAAGAGCACACCCAUGGUCACCUGCGCCAGCUGGAGAGACUACGUCUUGACGAUGGGCAACGGACCUAUAGGCGCGGAUGGCAACACCAGACUUCUGUAUACCAUCGAGAACGUCAAGCGGGAUGAGAUCUGCCAAAACGAGGAUACUGUAGCUCUUCCAGAAGGUGCCACGGUAAAAAGUGUCUUCUUCUCGGAUAUGGGGGACCCCUGUAUUUACGAUUCAACAGGCACGUUAUUGACGCUCCUGCACUGGCGCCAACCAUCGAGAGCUUCCUGGGUGCCUCUGCUCGACACCACGCUACUUCCCCGCCUAGCAUCAGGACGAAAGCACGAGUCCUACUUUCCGAUCGCCGUAGCGGACAACAAAUUCCACUGCAUCAUUCUCAAGGGCGGCGACCAGUAUCCGUACUUCCCACGGCCGCUUCUCUCCGAGUUCGAUUUUUCCGUCCCGCUGUCCUCGGAACCACCUAAAGCCAAAGCAGUAACCAGCGAAGACAAUGAAGACGGCAUGCCAGGGCCUGAAGACGACGAGUCCGAGACACGCAAGCUAGAACAGCAAUAUCUCCUCAAGGGCAUCGCAGCUGCGCAACUGCAAGAUCUGAUAGAGGCGACGAACAGCACAGCUUCAGAGCGUGUCGCGCUCUCUCGCCUUGAGCUUGAGAUCGACAAGACGCUAUUACAGUACCUGGCGGUUGAAUGCCGCGAGGGCGAGGACCGCGGCAUGCGGGCCCUGGAACUGGUGGAGCUCAUGCGCGACCGCUCGGGGAGAAUGUUGGAGGCGGCCGGCAAGGUGGCCGAGCGAUACGGCAGGAACCUUCUGGGGGAGAAAAUCCGCGAGGCUGCGGAGCGGAGGGUGGGUGAAAGCAAUGACUAUUAA